This is a messenger RNA of Marmota flaviventris (yellow-bellied marmot), 2540 nucleotides long. Lineage: Eukaryota; Metazoa; Chordata; Mammalia; Rodentia; Sciuridae. The record is from RefSeq and is a predicted model, not a curated record.
GAGGCAGCUGAGGCGGCGGCGAGCGGGGGUCGCGGCGGCGGCGGCAGCGGGCCCGGAGGCGGGCCGAGGAGCCGGGCGCGAUGGAGCGGAAGAGCCCCAGUGGGAAGAAGUUCCGCAGCAAGCCCCAGCUGGCGCGCUACCUGGGGGGCUCCAUGGACCUGAGCACCUUUGACUUCCGCACCGGCAAGAUGCUGAUGAGCAAGAUGAACAAGAGCCGCCAACGCGUGCGCUAUGACUCCUCCAACCAGGUCAAGGGCAAGCCCGACCUGAACACAGCGCUGCCUGUGCGGCAGACAGCGUCCAUCUUUAAGCAGCCUGUGACCAAGAUCACCAACCACCCCAGCAACAAGGUGAAGAGCGACCCACAGAAGGCUGUGGACCAGCCCCGGCAGCUGUUCUGGGAGAAGAAGCUGAGCGGCCUGAGUGCCUUUGACAUCGCCGAGGAGCUUGUCAGGACCAUGGACCUGCCCAAAGGCCUGCAGGGGGUGGGCCCAGGCUGUACGGAUGAGACCCUGCUGUCGGCCAUCGCCAGCGCCCUGCAUACCAGCACCAUGCCCAUCACGGGGCAGCUCUCAGCCGCCGUGGAGAAGAACCCUGGUGUGUGGCUGAACACCACGCAACCCCUGUGCAAAGCAUUCAUGGUGACUGACGAGGACAUCAGGAAGCAGGAGGAGCUGGUGCAGCAGGUACGGAAGCGGCUGGAGGAGGCACUGAUGGCCGACAUGCUGGCCCACGUGGAGGAGCUGGCCCGUGAUGGUGAGGCGCCACUGGACAAGGCCUGUGUGGACGACGAGGAGGACGACGAGGAGGACGAGGAGGAGGAGCCGGAGCCAGACCAGGAGCUGGAGCGUGUCUAGAGCAGGUGCCCGGCUGAUGCCCUCCCCACCACGAGGCCAGGGUCUGGGACCUGAGGCCACAGGCUGGCUGGCAAGUGGGGUCAGUGGAAGAGCACCCCAGCCUGGUAUGCAGGUGGCGGCUGGGAAAGGGCAGCUGCCCAGAAGCCCCCAGCUCUGUGCUGGGAGCAUGCCUCACCAGGCCAGCUCGUGUUCUGGAAGAGCCUAGGUCCCUGUCCCAAGUCACCUUGCUGAUGGCGUCCCCUCCCCAUCCUUUGCAGACGCCCUGCCUGAGAGCCCUGGGCUGCAGGGCCACCAGCUCGCCUCUACACAGCCACCUACAGACUUGGCCCUGGGCCACACUGGGGACCAGGCUCAGCAAGCAGGCCCAGUCUGGGAGGAGGGCAGCCCCUCCUCCCCUGGGCCUCAACACGGGGCGCCUGAGGGCAGCCCUGCCUGGUGGACCCUCCACAAUGGCUCUUCUCUGGGGGCCUAGGGGCCCCCACGUGUGGACUUGGGCCUGUGGUGCCCCAGCCUGUCCCCGUGGUCUCUGCCCUGAGCUCCUCCACAUGGGAGAGGUGCCAGCAGACUCACCCGUCCCUCGUGCCCUGGAGCUGGUCACACAUGAGGUCUUUUCAGUUGCCAUGUCUCCAGGAGCCAGGGAAAUAUUCCAGAAACACAGCUUCACCUCCUUUCCGUGCAGUGUGAGCAGCACUGCUCUGGGCCAGCAGGUCAGCCCUUCGGACAGCAUCGUGACCAUGGCCCUGCGCUGCCACCCAGCUGGGUAGAGCUGGUGACCCCAGUGAGGGCAUCCAAGAGCCAGCAGCCACCUAGGAGGUCACUUCCCUCAAUAAAUGGAUGAUACAAAUGGGGCUGGAACUUGGCUGUUUGACCCUUUGUUUGGCCACCAGCAGAGGUGAUGGGGACAGCUUUCUGAAACCCGCUGCCCUGCCUCGGUGCAGGUGCUUGAACCAGGCUACACCCAGGUUCCCCUGCUGUGCCAGGGAGAGCCCUAGUCCAGCUGCAGAGAAAUGAGCUGGCCCUUUGGGUGUGGCCCCCACAAUAGCCACCUCUGAGAGUAAUGUGGUGGCACAGUGGCAAAGGGAGUGGCCGCUGCUUGGACACCCCCGCCACCCCUGCUGUGGCUUGGAGAUGCCCGGGCCCAGUUAGGCCCUGCUUCUUCCUCCAUCGCCCUGAUGCUCACAGCACUGGUUGUCCUUUGGCUCCCCAGACUGCCGCAGCCAGGAUGUGGUCACUCUCAGGCUGGACAAGAGGGAGGGCAGCACCUUCUUGGCUCCCCCUGGGGCUCAGCCAGCACUACCCCUGGCAGUUGGGGGCGGAUCCUGGCAUGAUGGCCGAAGAAGGGACCCCCUUCAUUCGUGGGAUCCCCUGCUAAGGUCACUGUUAGACCUGCAUUGUCCCCCUUGCCCUCAGGACCAUGGCCUGGGGUGCCAGGUUGAUGCUGUCACCUUUCAAAGCACAAACCCUUGGCACAGGAAGACUGCUCACUCCCUGGGCUGCCAGACGGGGCCAGUCUCCCACGAGGCUGCCAGGGGAGCUCCUGUGGGGCCAGCUCCUCUUCCUGGCCCUGGGUUCUUGUGAGGAUGAUGGCUUCAGUGCUUGCUGUGACCCUGAGGCCAGGGGUCCUGCCUGGUAGGGGACACAGCUGCAGUGGGCACUGUACCUGAAUAAAGACACUUCCAAGAA